AUGGCUCACUCGGCUCCCCCCUACGGCCGGAGUGGGAUGGCGGCUGGAGGGGACCAGCCCCACCCCCUCAACGGGUGGGGCGGCGGCCAGCAGGGGGGGUCCCACACCGCCACGCGCUACAUGCAGAAGAAGAAGCAGCGGCGGCGGCGGCGGCACGGGUCCUCCUCGCCCAUGGGGCGGGUCAUACUCAUCCACACCCCGGUGGACGGUGGGGAAGACAGUGAGGACAUCCACACAGUGACGGUGGAUAAGAGUCCAGAUGGCCGUCUGGGCUUUAGCGUCCGCGGGGGGUCCGAACACGGGCUGGGGAUAUUCGUCAGCAAAGUGGAGGACGACAGCUCUGCAGGUCAGGCUGGGCUGUGUGUGGGGGACAAGCUGGUGGAGGUGAACGGGGUGAGCCUGGAGAGCAUCACCAUGAGCAGUGCUGUGAAGGUGCUGACCGGGAACCACAGGCUGAGGACGGUGGUCCGCAGGGUGGGCAAGGUGCCCGGCAUCCGCUACUCCAAGGAGAAGACCACCUGGGUGGACCUGAUCCACAGGAGAAUGGUGGUGGAGGAGAGUGGGCGCACGCCCUCCGAUACCAGCUCCAACUGCUCUGCGCUGCGCAGGAUCAUCCACCUGUACACCACCUCUGACGACUACUGCCUGGGCUUCAACAUCAGAGGGGGCAAGGAGUUCGGCCUGGGCAUCUACGUGUCAAAACUGGACCCCGGGGGCCUGGCCGAGCUGCAUGGCAUCAAGAUGGGUGACCAGAUCCUCGCAGCCAAUGGGGUGAGCUUUGAAGACAUCACCCAUAGCAACGCGGUGGAGGUGUUGAAGAGCCACACCCAUGUGAUGCUGACCAUCAGGGAGGCUGGAAGGUACCCAGCCUACAAAGAGAUGGUGGCCGAAUACAGUUGGCUGAACAAAUUGUCCAACGGGGUCCCGGCGCCCUCCUCCCAGGGGUCCGACUCCUUCUCCUCGGCCUCUUCCCUGUCGUCGGGCACCCCGGUCAGCUCCCUCAGCGGCCUCUCCCAGGUCCUCUUCCCGCCGCCGUUCGGCUCCGACAUGGUGGACGUGGCCAUCUCCACGGAGGACCGCCCCCGGACCCCCCGGACCCCCCGCACCGCCGAGUCCUCCAUGCAGACCGACCCGCAGGCCCCGCCCCCCCACAGCCGGCCGCCCUCCCCCUACGGCUCGCAGCCGGGGGGCGGGUGGGUCGCCACAGAGACCAGCCGCACGGUGGGGGCCACGGUGCUGCUGAGGGACACGCUGGUCCACGGGAAGGGGGAGAGGCCCCGGGACGGGAGCGCGGGCCCCCCGCCGGGGCGAGGGGACGGGGGCGGCCGGGCGAGGUCCAGGACGCUGUCUUCGGGGGAGCAGGAAGGGAGAGAUGAAAGUACUAGUUCGGCCAAGACGGCGGUGCUGAUGGCGCUGAGCCGGCCGCGGAAGCCAAUCAGCCGCUCCCAGAGUCACGUCACGGAGAAGGAGGACAAGCAGAAGAAGAAGUCUCGGCAGAAGGACAAGAGCACCCCAGGAGGCGGGUCCACACUGCAGCGCUCCAAGACCUUCGUCAACCUGCUGUUCAAACGAGACCGCAAGGAGAAGAGCCGCUCUAAGUCGCCCUCGCGCCCCACCGACAGAGAGAAAAGCAGGGGCCGGCCCUUCCAGCUGCUGACCUCCCCCAGGGAGAGCCGUGCGGGGGUGAAGGAGGGCAGCAGCCCCCAGGUUCAGGCCGACACCCUGGGCCAGGUGCAGGGCAUGGCCCACAGGCUGCUGGCCCCCGACGAGGUCACCGCCGUACUCAGACACUGUCGCAGGUUUCUGUCCGACAAUGUGAUUGAGGAGCUUGUGCGUCCCCUGCUGGCCAUACUGGACAGGCCAGAGAAACUGCUGCUGCUCAGGGAGAUAAGGAUGCUGAUCCCGGCCAAUGAGAGAGGCCAGUUCGACAGCAUGGUCAUGCCCUUUGAGCUGGAAGCUUAUGAGAUCCUCAAGAGUCGCUCCGUGCGUUCCCCAGCGCUGCGCUCGCCCCGCGGGGGGACCCCACGACGGCACCUCAUCACCCCCGUCCCAGACUACCGGGGGGGCUUCCACCUGCAGCCGGCUCAGGGCGGCGGGCGGGACCGCCGGCUGGUGGAGGACCUGGAGCGGCUGCGCGAGGCGGGCCUCGGCGCCGGCCUGCUGCCCCCCUCCCGGGCCUUCACCCCCCUGCUCGACGUCCCCCUGGACGGCUGGCCCCCCCGGCGCCCGCUCCCGCACCCCCUCCCCCAACCUCAGCCCGCGGCGCAGCGACCCCCCGCCGCCACGCCGGAGCGGGGCAGGUCGCCCGUGAGGAACGGGGGAGGGGGGCACCGCGGGCGGGGCCGGCGGGAGGCCAGCCCGGAGAGCCUGGCGGGGGGGAGGCGGGGGAGAGACCCCGUGGUCGGACUGGAGAACGGACAGCGGAUCGUCGGGGAGACGCAGAACGGACACACGGGCAGGAGGAGCCCGAAGCGGUUGUCGGAGGAGUACGACGUUACCACGGUGACCAUCUCUAAGAUCAGACCGUCUUUGGGCAUCAGCAUCUCUGGAGGCAUCGAGUCCAGAGUGCAGCCCGUGGUGAAGAUCGAGAAGAUCUUCCCCGGGGGCGCGGCCUCCACCAGCGAGUUCCUGAAGGCUGGGUACGAGCUGGUGUCAGUAGACGGCGAGUCGCUGCAGCGCGUCACUCACCAGCACGCCGUGGACGCCAUCCGCCGCGCCUUCGGCCACCACGGAAGGAACGCCAUGGUGUUUGUCGUCAAGGUCCCCAGGAACAAGACUCUGCCCGGCGGGGGGGCCGGGGGCCCUGCAGACUGA
Gadus chalcogrammus (walleye pollock) is the source of this 2814-nucleotide messenger RNA. Its product is annotated as PDZ domain-containing protein 7-like. Gene Ontology annotation, biological process: auditory receptor cell stereocilium organization; sensory perception of sound. Gene Ontology annotation, molecular function: protein binding. NCBI's taxonomy places the organism in Eukaryota, Metazoa, Chordata, Actinopteri, Gadiformes, Gadidae. Gene Ontology annotation, cellular component: stereocilium tip; plasma membrane; cilium. The record is from RefSeq and is a predicted model, not a curated record.